Vittaforma corneae ATCC 50505 is the source of this 586-nucleotide messenger RNA. RefSeq lists its product as uncharacterized. NCBI's taxonomy places the organism in Eukaryota, Fungi, Microsporidia, Nosematidae. Gene Ontology annotation, biological process: formation of translation preinitiation complex; translational initiation; formation of cytoplasmic translation initiation complex. Gene Ontology annotation, molecular function: translation initiation factor activity. The annotation marks the transcript as partial. The transcript has a single exon. The record is from RefSeq and is a predicted model, not a curated record.
AAGCAGCUCGGACGAGGACUUCAUUCCUGUUGGCCUAAGCAUGCUGAAGCUCAGCACAAAAAAGAAUCUGACGCCGGUUAUGGCACAGCGGGUCAGGGAGGAGGACACCGAGUUUCCCUCGGCACUGCAGUACUUCAGCCUGCUCAGCAGGGCGAUGGACGUUCUGAACAGAAACAGGGAAGAGGAGAGCGAGAAACUAAAGCUAGGACUGAGCGUGGUGAGAAAGGGCAGAAAGACGUACAUAAAUGUUGUUGAUAUAGCAAGCCAGCUGAAUAGACAGCCCGAGCACCUGUCGCACUUCCUGACCAGGAGUCUCUAUGGAGAGGGCAAUAUCAACAAGGACGGGCAGUUGGUUUUGAGCGGCUCGUUUUUGCAGAGUGCCGUGGAGAAGGCCCUGCGCCAGUUCAUUGAGCUGUAUGUUGUUUGCAGGUCGUGCGAGAAUGUGGACGAGACCCGCAUUGUUAGAGAGAACAAGCUGUACUUCCUGCGGUGCGACAAGUGCAAAGCCUCGAGAUGUGUUGGGAAUGCGAUAGAGGGAUUUACACUGAAAGACACACCCCAGGCCAAGCUCCGGGGACUGAUAUGA